CUGUCAACAUAUUCUUUAUUAAAAAUAAUAUUUAAAAGGAGGAGAUUUCACUGCUCGUCUAUAAAUUUGAACCAUUUUUUUUUCUAAGAGCUGUGAUCAUUUCAGGAGACGAAGAGAAUUUAUUUCUGUUGUAUUCCUAAAGUGGAUCCUGUUUCAUGAUGAAUAGUGUAAUUUUUGUUCUGCUGGCCUGUGUUGUCCUAGAAAAGACGUUGGCAAAUCCACACGCAUAUAUCAGAUAUGGAGAAAAAGGAAAUGGCAAUGACAAUAAUGGCGAUGGCGAUGUAGAUAACGACGACAACGGAAAUACAAGUAGUUCUGAUGAUAGCGAUGACAGCGAUGAUAACGGAGAGAACAAAAACAACGGAAAUAACGAAGUCUGCAGAGAGACUUUCAGAGCACUUUGCUUCACGUUUACAGAUAGGGACAAAACACCCGAUUGUGUCAAAUGUUUUGAGUACUUUGAUGACGAGAUUCCAUGUCUCAAAGGAAAAAAUUGCGUAUGGGAUAGUAAGAGAGAAGCAUGUGUUUAUUCCUUUUAUUGAUGGUUAUGAAUAAAAGUUCUCGAGAAAAGAUCGAAAUUUUUG
This is a messenger RNA of Magallana angulata, 584 nucleotides long. RefSeq names its product surface protein P12p-like. Lineage: Eukaryota; Metazoa; Mollusca; Bivalvia; Ostreida; Ostreidae. The transcript is spliced from 4 exons. Bases 156 to 542 code for a protein of 128 amino acids. The record is from RefSeq and is a predicted model, not a curated record.